Messenger RNA from Nicotiana tabacum (common tobacco), 633 nucleotides. Its product is annotated as ent-copalyl diphosphate synthase 1-like. The record is from RefSeq and is a predicted model, not a curated record. Gene Ontology annotation, biological process: gibberellin biosynthetic process. Gene Ontology annotation, molecular function: terpene synthase activity; magnesium ion binding. Lineage: Eukaryota; Viridiplantae; Streptophyta; Magnoliopsida; Solanales; Solanaceae. Gene Ontology annotation, cellular component: chloroplast.
AUGUAUAAUCUGUUUAGGGCUUCCCAGUUGAUGUUUCCUGGAGAGAAGAUACUUGCUGAUGCCAACAAGUUUUCCUCCUAUUUUUUGCAAGAAAAACGAGCUCAAAAUCAACUUCUAGACAAGUGGAUCAUCACCAAAGAUCUUCCCGGAGAGGUAGGCUAUGCAUUAGACAUACCGUGGUAUGCCAAUUUGCCUCGGAUAGAAACAAGGUUCUUUCUGGAACAAUAUGGUGGUGAAGACGAUGUGUGGAUUGGCAAAACCUUGUACAGGAUGCCAUUUGUCAAUAAUAAUACCUAUCUGGAGCUGGCAAAAUUGGAUUACAACAAUUGCCAAGCAGUGCAUCAGCUUGAGUGGAGAAACAUUCUCCAGUGGUACAGAGAGUGUGGAUUAGGAAAGUUUGGAUUGAGCGAAAGAAACCUAUUGGUGACGUACUAUUUGGCGGUGGGGUGUGUAUUUGAACCAGAAAGGUACAGAGAGCGGCUGGUUUGGGCCAAAACCGCUGCUAUUAUGGAGACUAUUAAACGCCACUUUGGCAGUUCCCAAAUCUCUGGGGAACACAAAACGGCUUUUCGUCACGAAUUCGCACAUUGCAGCAGCAGCAACCUACACUGCCGGAACUCUAAUACUAGGUGA